Carica papaya (papaya) is the source of this 2676-nucleotide messenger RNA. The record is from RefSeq and is a predicted model, not a curated record. Lineage: Eukaryota; Viridiplantae; Streptophyta; Magnoliopsida; Brassicales; Caricaceae.
AUGGAUGGAUCAGUUGAUGGGUCUUCGCUACCUUCAGAUAUGCAAGCUCUGGAUAACCAGUCUCCUGCUCAACCGUCACUCAAUUCAAAUGUGUCUUCACCAAUUUCACCAAAAAAGUUUAGCUCUCUGGAAGAAGUUUCUCGGUGUUCUUUUCCGGGACAGUCUUGGACAACUUCGUCAAUUGAAACUUCUGGCGAUCAGAUUUUGGUGAACCUUGAUUGGCCUUGUUCUGCUGGCAAUGACCUGAAACCUAUUCCGUCAUCACCAUCUUCUCCAAGUAGAGACCUCGUUCACCACGAGUCUCCGGCUGCACCACUGCCGAACCUAAAUCCGUUCUCGCCACCUCUGCCAAACGAAACCCUAGCGGAUCAUUAUCUGACUCUGUUAUCUUUACCAGCUGAUAAUAAUCAGUUUUUACUUCAUGAUCCAUUUGAACCAAUAUCUGUAAUUAUGCCCGAACCUGAUGUAUCUGCCUUUGAUAGGCAUUUUUUACAACUAGAAAAGGAGAGGAUCAGUCUCUCACUGUUUAGCCCUGAAGAAGAUGAUCCUGAAGAACAUCGACCAUUAUCUGACAUGCAAUGGUGUUCGCAAAAGAAGGAUGGCAUUGCUUAUCCCCCAAGAUCGUAUGAUAGUGAAGAUGAGAUUGUGGAGUGUAAACCAUGGACUCAAUCUCAGUGGAAUGCCAAAGAAUCUAGCUGGUCAAAAGUGCGGGAAUCCAAGGAAGUCAUACCCACCGGUGUGGGUUCAGGGAUUUCAAAUUUAGGCAAUACUUGCUUCAUGAAUUCAAUCCUGCAAUGCUUCACCCACACGGUGCCCCUGGUCGAGGCUCUUCAGACUUACAAUCACCCGAUGCCUUGUAAUAGAGAAGGGUUCUGUGCUAUUUGCAUUCUUCGUGAUCACAUACAAUUAUCUUUACAUUCUUCAGGAGGAGUUAUCUCACCUUCAAGAUUUGUUGACAAUUUGAACAAAUUUUCCCCUUUCUUCCAGAAAUACCAGCAGGAAGAUGCUCAUGAAUUCUUGCAAUCCAUAUUAGAUAAACUUGAACGAUGUUGCUUGGAUUCUGAGAAAAAAGAUGAUAGUUUAUCUUCCCAUGAUAUUAACAUUGUGGAGCAGGUCUUUGGUGGUCGUCUCCUAAGUAGACUUCAGUGCUGCAACUGUGGUCACUACUCCGACACUUAUGAGCCCUCGAUUGGACUUAGUUUGGAGAUUGAAGAAGUGGACGCUCUUCAAAAUGCCCUAUUAUCUUUUACCAGUGUGGAAAAACUUGAAGAUCCAGAGACAAAGUUUAAAUGUGAGAAUUGCAAAGAAACAGUGUUGAAGGAGAAACAACUUAUGGUGGACCGGGCACCUUCAGUUGCCACAUUCCACUUGAAGAGAUUCAAGAAUCAUGGAAUUUUUGUUGAUAAGAUUUAUAAGCAUGUGAAGUUCCCAUUGGAGUUGGACUUGCAACCUUAUACGAGUAGUGAAGAGGUGGAGCUCAAGUAUUACUUGUAUGCAUUUGUGGUGCACGUUGGAAAAUCAUUAACAGAUGGUCAUUACUUCUGCUACGUUCGGUCCUCUCUGAAUACAUGGCACAAAUUGGAUGACUCACAGGUUACCAGGGUUGAAGAAGACUUUGUGCUAUCUCAGGAUGCAUAUAUAUUAUUCUAUGCCAGGCAGGAGACACCAUGGUUUUCAACUAUCUUUGAAGGGAUAAAGCCUAGACUGGAAGCAAACACAAAUUUAUUGCCCAAGUCAGUUAUGGAUUCAGUGAAAAAUGACUUUAAUUCUGAUAAUAGAAUAGGAGAUAAUGAAAAUUAUGAGGUGAAUAAAUCCAGUGACAAUGAAAUGACUGCAAAACUAAAAAAGUGGUCUCAAUUAAUUGAAAUGUCGAACGCUGCUGGGGUUGUUUCUGCCAAGAAUUCUUACAAAUCAAAUCAGAAUAAAGAUGAUGUUCCCAUGAUUCAUGCUUCAUCAGCAUUAAUGGACAGUGAGUAUGAGAUAUCACAAAAUGUGCUGUCUCUUAAAAAGAAUAAUUGGGAUCAGAGGGGUACCAAAGUUUCAAGGAAAAAUAGUUCACCUUCCACACUGCCUGGAUCAGAGAGUUCAGGUGUUCCUCGGGAACACCAAGAAGCAGUUUAUUGCAUUCCGCGAGAUCAUUUGAAAUUAGAGAAGGAAGGGAGUCGAAAGAGACCAUCUGGCAAGGUUCCAUUGGAUAUGAAUACAAGUUUAGCUCUUAGUUGCCCUGAAAAGCACAUCCCUGGAUCAAGGGCGACAAUGCUUUCUACUGAUAUGGAGGUUGGGCAGGAUGGGGACCCCAACAAAAGGAAAAAAUUACAUGCAACGCCAUGCAAAACUUCUAGUCCUCCAUCAGAAGAAAAACCUACGAACGGGGACGAAGUUGAUAUUGAGUUUCUAAUCUUAAAAUUUGAUAAAGCCAAUAAAGGAAGAAAAUGGAGAAGGAUUGAAGAAGUUGGGUCCUACUUUAGAUUCGAGAAGCUUGUUUUUGUGGGAUGCGAACUUAUUGCGUAUAAUGAAGAGAGAAAAAAGGGUGACAGUUUAAGCUUUUCUUUCUCGGCUAAUGAAAGGCGGGGAGAUGGUAAGUUUCUGUCUGAAGCUUGCUUGAAAGUCUAUUCAAUGGCGGUGUGGGAAGACGAGGAAGGAGAUUGGGUGUUGGGAACAGAGAGGAAGGAAUAG